AUGGCUGCCCUCGUACAAUCAUACCCACAGCAGUCGAGCACCGUUACCAUGCUCCAGACUCGCCCUUCAUCUGCCUCUGGUAUCCUUCAAACGUCCGCUCAGAGUCAAUCCCACCAGUAUCCGACAAAUCCCUCGCAGAUGCAACGGAAUAGUUUCCACGGGAUGAACAACGGGACAGGAAUGCCCAACUAUCGGGGCCAUUCAGCGGUUGCUCCGAUUGCUCCAUAUGCAUUCACCAGCACACCCAGUCUUGCCAUGCCGAACCAGCGGCCACAGUUGAUGCCACAGUUCCGCUCCGAGCAGAGAGCGUCCUCAGCCCCAAUCGUGCCAACUAUACAACAGCCUGAGUCAAGCUCUAAUCCCUCCCGGUCACGCUAUCCCGCGGCGGCUUCCAUAUCAACCACGUCCUCUUGCAGUUCAUCCGACCUAUCCUCACUAAGUCAAAAGUCUGGUUCUAAAGAUGAUUCAGCUAUCGUCAAAACGGCACGUAUUGUCUCGGGUACUACUCGGCCUCACUCCACCGUCAUAUCAGGCUCGGCCGUGAAUCUCGCCCCUCCUCAAUCAUCUGGCAAAGCCGCUCCGGAUCGGUAUCGCCGACCAAACAACCGUCGUGUGGAGACUGCUCCUGGCCAACAAGCUGGCCCACAGUCUAGUAUGGCUUCGUCUUCGGCCCUGCCAAAUGUUAUGCAGUUCUACAACACUGGGGUUCAAAAGCCCGCGGCGACUAGCACGCAAUCUAGCUUUAACAUGCCAGAGUUCUCCAGCCAGAAAGCCGGAUCCUUACCAACACUGGGUACCGCAGCUGAUGAUCUACAAUUGAAUCGACCAGCCGUCGUGGACCAGGCCAAGCGAUAUCGCCGGCGAAGCAUUCACACCAUUGAUGCUGGCGACUUUACCCACUCUAUUCCCCCAGGAUUGCUGCCCCAAGCAUCAAGGCAGAGUAGCAGUGCCAACGGCCGGAUUGACCACCAGCAGCAUCCGCUACGCAGUUCACCGUUUGCCGGGGCUCGACCAGUCUCGUCCCACGGGCGAAAUGGUAGCAGUGACAGCGUGAACUCUGCACGGAGCGGUCGACACUCACGCCCCAGCUCAGCGACCAAGCGAGACCCUGGCGGAUCCAUUGCAGCUGGAAACCCCGCCCCAUCGCCAUCGGAGGCUGCUGCGGCUGCAACGCCUGUAUUGGCCGCCACCGACCAGAAUUCACUCAAGCACGAUGUUCCAAAACUAGUAAAUAUUCCUCCUCGUGGUUCGUCUUCCGAUGCGGCGAAACGAAUUGCCAAUCCCUCUCCUUUGUCGAAGCCGGUGACAAUGAAUUCCGAGUCGUCGGCCCCUGCCUCCAGGGAUUCUUUCGCAUCGGCGGUAAACGCGGCCCUCCAGCAGCCAUCUAAACCAACGUAUGCGCAGGUCGCUAAUGGCGCAAAUGCUGGCAGUCCCGCCGCCCAGAAAUUGGCAGCUUUAAAUGAGAAGGACGGAAAAAAGAGUAAAACAUCGCGGUUGCGGAGAGCCUUCUCAUUCGGCAGCGCUGCCGAGUUGAGGCGAGGGGCUGCAGAGAACAGUGCUGCCAACAAUGUUGCGUCCGCGUCGGCAGCUGAGCGGUCAAAAUUUCGAAAGGACCAAUAUCAAGAUGAGCAGGAGGCUGAGCAGGCUAGAAUUGCUGAACAACAGGAGGCUGCUGGUAUCGGCUCCGGGAUCUAUUCUGGGCAGGGCAAUUUCUUUAGUGGAUCGACUGAUAACCUUUCUAUUUCGUCAACCGCGUCAUCUGCGUCCAUUAUGAUUCGGAAGAUGGGCAAGGGAAUGAAGAAAUCCACUCGAUCACUCGUCGGACUCUUCCGCCCCAAAUCCAUAAUCGGUGUUCCUGCUGCCGAUUCUUUGCAACAAGGUAGCCAAGCUCAGGUGUCAAUGGUAACUGUGGAGGCUGAGCGGGAGAAGGUCAAUGUGAACGCGAGUCCUCUUGACCAAGUUGGGGGAGGAACCGGCUAUCCUAGGCUCGAAAGAAAUUCUCUCGAUGCAGCCAAUGCCGGUGGUCUCAUGCCUGAACGCUUGGGCAGCUCCUCUACAGAGAAUUCGGCUUCCAGAAGAAGCAUUGUCGGCGGCGAGAAGGAACGGGCGGAGGUCCUUGCUGCCGUUAAGAAAGGCAUCUUGAAACGUACCGGCACAGACUCAGGCAACUCUUCUCCUGUCAUUAAGCCCCAUGAUCAGAAGACUCCAAACUUCCAAUUGCCACCAAUCCCACACGUCAAUGACUCACCGAGCUCCUCAGCGCCUUCCACUCCUAAUGAUGAACAACAAGGCCAUCGACGAACUGGUUCGGUAACGCUAGGUGGAGAAGACUACUUUAUGUCUGCUCUGCGAUUCCGUGGCGAGUCAUCGAGUUUGCCAAAUUCUCCUCAGGGAACUGUCAAACGCAAUGCAACCUUUAGCCCUAGAAUCCAAUUCCACGAUACGUGGCCCAGUGGCGAGUAUGAUAGACGGGGCGAGAUUGCCACCUGCAAUCGUUUAACACCCAUGCUUGCACAACAGAUCAAAGAGGAACUCAACACUUUCAAAAUGGAAAUGGAGGUACACGAAAACUCCAAAAUCUACACGCAUUUCUUCUAA
This is a messenger RNA of Venustampulla echinocandica, 2598 nucleotides long. RefSeq lists its product as uncharacterized. Gene Ontology annotation, biological process: actin cytoskeleton organization. The record is from RefSeq and is a predicted model, not a curated record. The transcript is spliced from 4 exons. Gene Ontology annotation, molecular function: actin binding. The coding region runs from base 1 to 2598 and encodes 865 amino acids. Lineage: Eukaryota; Fungi; Ascomycota; Leotiomycetes; Helotiales; Pleuroascaceae.